AUGCCAGUAAGCAGCAAGACUGCGCUCUACACCGCUGCUCAACGUCGCCCGCUGCAGCAGCAGCUGCACCCGCGGUCGCAGCAACUGCAGCAGCAACUGCAGCAGCAACUGCAGCAGCAACUGCAGCAGCAACUGCAGCAGCAACUGCAGCAGCAACUGCAGCAGCAAUUUCAGCAGCAACUGCAGCAGCAGCAGCAACUGUAG
Molecule: messenger RNA, 204 nt
Organism: Eimeria mitis
Lineage: Eukaryota; Apicomplexa; Conoidasida; Eucoccidiorida; Eimeriidae
Exons: 2
Coding region: 1-204 (67 amino acids)
Source: RefSeq, a predicted model, not a curated record